Boleophthalmus pectinirostris (great blue-spotted mudskipper) is the source of this 2832-nucleotide messenger RNA. Its product is annotated as NACHT, LRR and PYD domains-containing protein 3-like. The coding region runs from base 124 to 2832 and encodes 902 amino acids. Gene Ontology annotation, molecular function: protein binding. The transcript has 7 exons. NCBI's taxonomy places the organism in Eukaryota, Metazoa, Chordata, Actinopteri, Gobiiformes, Gobiidae. The record is from RefSeq and is a predicted model, not a curated record.
AAUCUGUUUUAAAAGGUUUGUCCAGUUGUUGUGUCUCUGCUCCACUGUGACGUGCCCUGAAUAGACUCUCUGUUUCACUAUAGGGACUCAGAAGCCCCUGGUCCUGGUCUGAGCUGUGAGUCCAUGCAGAGUGACCGCUAUAAAGACUGGGGCCUUGGAUUUAAGGAGGCUCCAUCUGAAGACUCAGGGUGGAACUCUGUCCCCAGAGCGGAGUGGAGCCCGGAGAGCCUCGGCGUAGACCCGCUGCUCCACGUCUUCAUGAGGCUGGAGGAGCAGGUCCUGAGCUUUGUCAAAGAGCAGCUGAAGAGGUUCCACAGGGUCCUGGCCUCAGAUUACCCAGAAUGCUUAGAGAGUGAGGAGGAGGAGCAGAGCAGCAGAGAGGCCGUCCUGACCAUCGCACUGGACUUCCUGAAGAGGAUGAAACAGGAGGAGGUGGCCGAGCGUCUGUUCAGCAAGAGUUUGGCUGGAGUUUGUAGAGAGAAACUGAAGAGGCGUCUGCAGCAGAGGCUCAGCUGUGUGUCUGAGGGCGUGGCUAAAGCAGGAAGCUCCGCCCCCCUGAACCAGAUCUACACAGAGCUCUACAUCACAGAGGGAGGGGCCACACAGGUCAACCAGGAACAUGAGGUCAGACAGAUCCAGACCAAAUCCAGGAGACCAGUCGCUCCAGAGACCGCCAUCACAUGUGAGGACAUCUUUAAAGGCCCCGCCCACAAACAGGGACCAAUCAAAGCAGAGUUACCACAGAGACAGGGACCAAUCAGAGAGGACUUCACAGACAGACCAAUCAGGCUCGUGCUGACGAAGGGCGUGGCCGGCGUGGGGAAAACAGUGCUGACUCAGAAGUUCAGUCUGGACUGGGCUGAGGGCCGAGCCAACCAGGACGUGGAGCUGCUGUUCCCGUUCACUUUCAGAGAGCUCAAUGUGCUCAGAGAGAGACAGUUCAGCCUGGUGGGACUGCUGCACCACUUCUUCAGUGAAGUCAAAAGACUCUGCAGUUUUGAACAUCUCCAGGUGCUCUUCAUCUUUGACGGUCUGGACGAGUGCAGACUUCCUCUGGACUUCACACAAACCCAGGUCCUGACUGAGACCACAGAGUGCGUCUCUUUGGACGUGCUGCUGGUGAACCUCAUCAGGGGGAGCCUGCUUCCCUCCGCUCGCCUCUGGAUAACCACACGCCCCGCGGCGGCCAAUCAGAUCCCGGCCGAGUGCGUCUCCAUGGUGACAGAGGUGCGAGGGUUCACAGACCCACAGAAGGAGCAGUACUUCAGGAAGAGGUUCAGAGACGAACAGCAGGCCACAGACGUCAUCUCCCACAUCAAAACAUCACGCAGCCUGUACAUAAUGUGCCACCUCCCAGUCUUCUGCUGGCUCCUCUCCAUAGUCCUGAACCAUGUGAUGAAGACGAGAGUCAAAGAGCAGCUGCCCCAGACUCUGACCCAGAUGUACAUCCACUUCCUGGUGGUCCAGGCCAAAGUCAAGAGCCUCAAGUACGACGGGCGCUCUGAGACAGACCCUCCCUGGACUCCAGAGACCAGGGAGAUGGUGCAGUCUCUGGGGAAACUGGCCUUUGAGCAGCUGCAGAAAGGAAACCUGAUCUUCUAUGAUUCAGACCUGGAGGAGUGUGGGCUGGAGGCUGCAGAGGCCUCAGUGUACUCCGGAGUGUUCACACAGGUGUUUAGAGAGGAGCCGGGCCUGUACCAGGACAAAGUCUACUGCUUCAUCCAUCUGAGUGUGCAGGAGUUUCUGGCUGCUCUUCACGUCCAUCUGACCUUCUACAACUGUGGAGUCGACCUGCUGUCACCACAAGAACAUACACAGAAGCCCAAGUACAUAUUUACAUCUUUGUUUAGGAGAGGAAGUCCAGAGAUGGACUUCUACAACUCUGCUGUGGAACAGGCCUUAAAGAGUCCAAACGGACACCUGGACCUGUUUCUGCGCUUCCUCCUCGGUCUGUCUCUGCCGACCAAUCAGAGCCUGUUACUGGGUCUGCAGAGUCAGACAGGAAGUAGCUCAUGGACCAAUGAGGUCACAGUAGAUUACAUCAAACAGAGGCUGGAGUAUGAUGCUAUGUCAGCAGAGAGUCGUAUGAACCUUCUCCACUGUCUGAAUGAACUGAACGACCACAGUCUGUUGGAGCAGGUGCAGCGCUACAUGAGAGAAGGACGUGUCUCUGAUGAAGACAUGUCUUAUGCUCAGUGGUCGGCUGUGGCCUUCCUCUUACUGUCCUCAGACUCAGAGCUGGAGGAGUUUGACAUCAGGAAAUAUGAACCAUCUGAAGAGGCUUUCUAUGGUCUGCUGCCUUUAAUAAAAGCCUCCACCAAAGUCAUUCUGUCCGGCUGUGGUCUGUCCCAUCACAGCUGUGGUGAUCUGAUCUCAGUCCUCAGCUCCUCCAGUCUGACACAUCUGGACCUCAGUAACAACAACCUCGAGGUCUCAGUAGUAAAGCAGAUGUGUUCUGGACUGAAGAGCGCCCCCUGCAGACUGGAGGUCCUCAGUCUGUCCUGCUGUGGUCUGUCCCAUCUCUGCUGUGGUGAUCUGGCCUCAGUCCUCAGCUCCUCCAGUCUGACACAUCUGGACCUCAGUAACAACGACCUCCUGGACUCAGGAGUGGAGCAGCUGUGUUCUGGACUGAAGAGCGCCCCCUGCAGACUGGAGGUCCUCAGGCUGUCAGGAUGUCUGGUGUCUGAGAGGGGCGGGGCUGCUCUGUUCUCAGCUCUGAGCUCCGCCCACUCCCAUCUGAGAGAGUUAGACCUGAGCUACAACCAUCCAGGACCCUCAGCAGAACUCCUGACCGCUCUACAGGACCACUGCUCCUUGGACUCCCAGAGGUGA